Messenger RNA from Marasmius oreades (fairy-ring Marasmius), 1662 nucleotides. RefSeq lists its product as uncharacterized. Bases 1 to 1662 code for a protein of 553 amino acids. Gene Ontology annotation, biological process: amino acid transmembrane transport. Gene Ontology annotation, molecular function: amino acid transmembrane transporter activity. Lineage: Eukaryota; Fungi; Basidiomycota; Agaricomycetes; Agaricales; Marasmiaceae. Gene Ontology annotation, cellular component: membrane. The transcript is spliced from 13 exons. The record is from RefSeq and is a predicted model, not a curated record.
AUGGAUGAAAAGUCCAAGUUCAGCAAACAAGAGGAUUCCUCCGAGCAGGAAGUGUCCGAGUCCUACAAUGAAGAACUUCAGGACCCCAUCCACACCAAGACUCUCCAUCGUGGGCUGAAGGCCCGGCAGGUGUCCAUGAUAGCCCUGGGAGGUGCCGUCGGUACUGGCCUGAUCAUUGGUACGGGAACUGCGUUACGAAGAGGCGGUCCUCUCGGUCUCCUACUCGGUUACGCUUUCAUGGGGUUUGUCUGUUAUCUUGUGAUGGUAGCACUCGGAGAGAUGGCAUCCUUUCUGCCCCAUAAAAAGGGCUUUGCUGGAUACGCAACACGUUUCGUAGAUCCAGCCAUGGGUUUUGCGUUGGGGUGGAACUAUCUGAUGAAAUAUCUUAUCGUGACGCCCAAUAAUAUCAACGCUGCUGGGGUUGUAGUACAAUACUGGACCCAAAAAGUUCACAUAGCUAUUUGGAUGGUGAUUUUCAUUGGUUUCAUCUUUGUCGUCAAUCUUCUUGGCGUCCGUGUAUUUGGAGAAUUGGAAUUUUGGUUCUCCAGUAUUAAAGUGAUUUCGUUGAUCGGUUUAAUAUUAAUGGGCAUAAUUAUCGAUCUUGGUGGAAACCCGAUGCAUGACCGCAUUGGCUUCCGCUAUUGGAACCCUCCUAAUGGCCCUAUGGGAAGUUACCUACUCGAUCAAGUCCACGAUACACCUCUAGCAACUUUCCUCGGUUUCUGGGCUGUAUUGACAAACGCCCUAUUCGCCUAUAUGGGAACAGAACUCAUUGGAGUUACAGUUGGAGAGGCUGAGAAUCCUCGACGCAACAUUCCGAUGGCCAUCAAACAGACGUUUUUCCGGAUUUUGAUAUUCUAUGUAGGAGGAGUGUUCGUUAUCGGGUUAAUUGUCCCUUCAACGAACGAUACCCUCUUCGUUGCCACAAAGGCCAAAACUGGAGCUGCGGCAUCUCCGUUUGUCGUCGCGACCACCCUCGUUGGAAUCAAGGUAUUAAGGCACAUCAUCAACGCCGCUAUUUUGCUCUUCGUCAUGAGCGCUGCAAAUUCCGAUUUGUACAUCGGCUCGAGAACGUUGUACGGACUUGCUGUGGAAGGGAAAGCUCCUAAAAUAUUUAAGCGAGUCAACGGAAUGGGAGUGCCGUAUCCCGCUCUCAUUUUCUGUACUUUGUUUUGCGGAUUGGUCUUUUUGAACGUUUCAAGCUCUAGUUCCAAAGUUUUCACCUGGUUCGUCAACUUAGUGACAACUUUUGGAGCAAUUACAUGGAUGUGUAUCUGUUACUCUCACAUUCGAUUCAUGAAAGCUCUCAAAUCCCAUGGAAAAUCUCGCGACUCACUUCCGUACAAAGCUCCCUUCCAACCAUGGGGAAGUUGGUUCGCCUUGAUCGCCACUGGCAUAGUCACUUUCUUCAAAGGCUUUGACAGCUUCAUGCCGUUUAAGAUUGACACGUUUAUGACAUCGUAUAUCGCGAUACCCACCUUUAUCGUGAUGUACACUGGAUAUAAGAUUCUCUAUAAAACGAAGACUUACGCUCCAAGCGAGGUUGACUUGGUCACCGGCCUCAAAGAAAUUGACGAAGAAGAGCAGAGGUACAUUGCCCAACAUCAACUUGAGAAGCAGGGAUCCAGAAACUGGUGGCAACGACUCUGGGAUAAUGUUUAG